AUGUCUCAUAAUAAUACUCCUAACAAUACUAAUAAAAGUUUACUAGAGCAAACUCCAUCUGAAUUUGAUAUAACAAUAAAUAAGUUUCGUGUAAAAAUUUUGCAACGGAAUCGACUUAUAAAACGUGUUACAGAUAUCAGUUGCCAAUGUUUUGAAGAGAUGUCAUACACAGAACUUGAGGUUAAAUUAGAACUGCUCGAACAAAAGUACAAACAAUUUGAGACUAUACAAUCAGAAUUAGAAAACAUUGAUGAGUCACAAAUCGAGGAAGAUUUUCGAGACAAAUUUGAGGAUAUAUUUUGCGCAGCUAAAGCAAAAAUCAUUAACAAAUUGUCGCUACACAAAACUACAACUAACCCCUUGUCGAGUACUCAAAUUAAUCAACACGAACCUUCAUCAUCGAGAGCUAAGGUGAGUCUUCCUAGACUUGAGCUACCAUCGUUUAAUGGACAACUUAAUCAGUGGCUCAAUUUCUUCAACAUGUUUUCGGUAAUGGUUGAUAAAAAUGAUGAAUUAUCAAAUGUUGAAAAAUUUCAAUAUUUAAAGUCAUGUUUGACCGGCGAUGCGUCUCAACUAGUUCAAUCGUUAGAAGUUACAGCAAACAAUUACUGCAAGGCUUUAGAUCUGCUUAUAUCACGAUAUGACAAUAAACGUUACAUAUUUAAUUCUCAUAUUCAAGAAAUAUUUAAAAUUCAAAGAAUGUCAAAUCCAAACGUAAUACAAUUACGAAACUUCGUUGACUGUAUUAAUGGAAAUCUUCGAGCUUUACAAUCAUUUGCAUCAAAAAAUCAGAUUUCAGAAGGCAUAAUACUACAAUUAAUUGUCUUAAAGUUAGAUAUAGAAGUUGCAACAAAAUGGGAAGAAGAAGUUUCUAACAAUGCUAAGCAAAAUAGUACAGACUCAUUUUAUUUACCAACAUGGGGUGAGUUAUCAAAUUUUCUUGAACGAAGAUGUCAAUCCUUCGAUAUUAUCGCAACCAACACAACAUCCAGAUCAUCUCAAUUCAUACCUAGAAAACAAACUUCAUUCGUCGUUUCUGGUGAUCAAUAUUGUAAUCUUUGCGAAGGUUCGGAUUAUCAUAACCCCUUCAAAUGUUCAUUUUUUACGAAUAUGGAUCCUAUUUCUCGUUAUGAAUUAGUAAAACGAAAGGGUUUAUGUUUAAAUUGUUUAUUCCCUAACCACAUAUCUAACAAUUGUCCUUCGAGUAAUCGUUGUCAACACUGUCGAGUAAGCCACCAUACUCUACUACACAGAGAAAAGGCUAAACAAAAUCCAAUUGCUGCCGACAAUGUUACCACAAAUGAAGGUAACUCAAAUUGUAACACUCCAACUGUACUAAAUGUAUCAAGAAGCAGAAGUGAUGUCGUUCUGGCUACAGCUUUGGUGGAAUUGUCUGUUGCAUCUGGAAAAAAAAUGGUGGCUAGAGCAUUGUUGGACUCAGCCUCACAAUUACAUUUUAUUACUGAAAGAGUUGCCCAAACUCUUCAUUUACCCCGUCAAAAAACUGAUUUAGAUAUCUCAGGGAUUGGUGAUAAUUCGAUUAAAGCAUAUUACCAAUGUUCACUUACACUCAAGUCUACGAAUUACCCUCAAAUAUCUUUUAUUAAUGCUAUAAUACUUUCUUCAAUAACAACAUGUCAGCUACAAAAAUACAUUAAUACAGAAUCUUGGAAUAUUCCCGCAAACAUAAAAUUAGCUGAUCCCAAUUUUAAUCAGCCCGGUUCAAUUGAUAUACUCCUUGGUGCCAGUAUUUUUUAUGAAUUUCUUAUGGUAGGUCAAAUAAAACUUCGAGAUAAUCUUCCUAUUUUGCAAAAAACCUCCUUGGGUUGGAUAGUAGCAGGCGCAAUAUCAUCGAUAGCGCACUCACCAUCAGUACCACCAAAAAAUUCCGUAUUUAGUGCUACAAUUCUCGAUAAAUUAAACGAUUGUUUAGAAAAAUUUUGGACAAUUGAAGAUCACCACAGAAUAAACAAGGAGGAAAACAAUAAUGAUUGUGAGCGAUAUUUCGAAGAAACAACGUAUAGAUGUCCACAAACAAACAAAUUCGUUGUUAGAUUUCCAUUUAAACCAAAUGCUCAAAAACUGGGGGAAUCAUAUGAUAUCGCACUUAAAAGAUUUCUGUUGUUAGAAAAACGAUUAAAAUGUGACAAAAAACUUAAUGAUGAGUAUUCAUCAUUUAUUAAUGAAUAUAUAGAAAUGAACCAUAUGAAAUUACUGCCAAGAAAACAGGUGUCAUCCAAAUUGUUAAAUUAUAUUCCUCAUCAUUGUGUAAUUAAAAACGACAGUUCUACAACACGACUUCGAGUCGUAUUCGAUGCGUCGUGCCAAACUUCUAAUGGUCUGUCGCUAAAUGACAUUCUUCUUACUGGACCUACACUGCAGGAUGACUUGUUCACCAUCUUAUUUCGUUUUCGUUUACAUCGUUUUGUUUUAAUGGCUGACAUUGAAAAAAUGUUUCGGCAGGUCUUCGUCAAUCCAGAUGAUUUAAGGUUUCAAUGUAUUUUGUGGCGUAAUUCAUCGAUGGAAGAAGUGGAUGUUUAUCAAUUACAAACCAUUACAUAUGGCACUAGCUGUGCCACAUUUUUAGCUACAAAGUGUUUACAGCAACUUGCUAAGGAUAAUGUAGAUGUUUUUCCAACAGGUGCUGAAGUUACCCUUAAAGAUUUCUACGUAGAUAAUCUAAUGACUGGUGCUAAUACAAUAGAGGAAGUUAUCGAAAUAAAAAAUCAAGUUGUUCAAUUGUUAAAGUUUGGUGGAUUUCCAUUACGAAAGUUUGCAUCAAAUGUUCCUGAUAUUAUUAAAGAUAUUAGUUCAUCAGAUAAAGAACAAUUAAUAAAAAUACAUGGCACAGAGUUCAUAAAGGCACUCGGUUUAAAAUGGUCACCAAAGGAAGACAAUUUUCUUUUUAACUACGAAAUACCAUUAUCAAGGACAAAAACAACGAAACGUAAAAUUUUAUCCCACAUCGCCACAUUUUUUGAUCCAUUGGGUUGGAUAAAUCCUAUCAUCGUAAGUUGUAAAAUUUUAAUGCAACACAUGUGGACACUUAAACUUUCAUGGGAUGAAAGCGUACCCCAAUGGAUUGCCACACAAUGGGAAGAUAUUUGUCAACAAAUGCCGCAAAUAGCUGAAGUUAAAAUACCAAGGUUAGUACAAAUAAAUUCUGAUACUGAAAUUCAUGCCUUUGCUGACGCAAGUACAAAGGCCUAUGGAGCAUGCAUAUAUGCUGUUUCCAGAAUAGAUGGUACAUCGUCAUUGUUGUGUGCAAAAUCACGUGUUGCUCCGAUUAAACCAAUUACAUUACCCAGACUUGAACUAUCAGCUGCACUUCUAUCCUCUGAGCUACUUAACGAGGUAUGCAACAUUAAAAAUGUUUCCCCUAAUAACAUUCAUUGCUGGAGUGACUCUUCAAUUGCACUAUCAUGGAUAAAAGGAGAUGCAGCAAAAUGGAACCAGUUUGUGUCUAACAGAGUUCAAAAAAUCAAAAAUAUUACGUCAAAUUUUGAAUGGCACUAUUGCCCAACAGCAGAAAAUCCAGCAGACUUAGUGUCUAGAGGAGUAAAAGUUGCUGAUCUCAUAGACAAUAAAUUAUGGUUUGAAGGCCCAGAAUUUCUCCUAAAAACACGCAAUAAUUGGCCACAAUUACCACAUCACAAUUAUGAAGAUAUUCCUGAAGAAAAAACUAAGGCUGCGACUCUCAUCGUAAAUCAAUCACCAAAUAUAUUCUUCGAUUUUAAAUACAUCAAUAAUUACAAAAAGACUCUAAGAAUUUUUGCCUAUGUGAAUAGAUUUAUUGCUUUAGUUAAAAAAACAAAGGAAGUUAAAAGGGGUCAUAUCACACUUGAUGAAGAAAAUCAAGCAUUAUUAAAAAUCUGUACUAUUAUUCAAGUGGAAUCCUUUUCUGAAGAAUAUAAGGCAUUGUCCAAAACUAACGUUAUAAAUCACCAAUCAAAAUUAGUACAACUCUCACCAUUCAUCAAAGAUGGUCUUAUUCGUGUAGGCGGUCGUCUUCAGAAUUCAUCGUUGUCUUUCGAUGCCAUUCACCCGAUUGUAUUGCCUAAUCAUCACCCAUUUGUUCGAACACUCAUUAAUCACCAUCAUCGAAUCCACAUGCACGCUGGAACUCAAACACUCAACAGUCUUCUUCGUGAUCGCUUUUGGAUUAUAGAUGCUCGGAACACAAUUCGCCACACCAUACACAAUUGCAUUAUUUGUUAUCGUUGUCGACCCCAAAUAUGUCAACAAAUAAUGGGAUCAUUGCCUAGAGAUAGAGUCGAACCUUCAUACCCAUUUACUAUUACCGGAGUGGACUAUUGCGGUCCGUUUUCAAUUACUCAUCGUAUAAGAGGUAAGCAACCAACAAAGGUAUACAUUGCCGUAUUUAUUUGCUUCACAACAAAGGCUAUUCAUAUGGAGGUUGUAAUGGAUCUUACCACAAUAGCAUUCAUAGCUGCUCUAAAACGAUUCAUAGCCAGAAGAGGCAAAUGUAAUACCAUAUAUUCAGACAAUGCUACCAAUUUCGUUGGAGCAAAUAAGGAACUGAAAUUAUUACUUCAACAUUUCCUAUCAUCGGACCACAUAGCUGCCGUCAGCGAGAACUGUAACCAACAAGGUAUAAAGUGGAAAUUUAUACCUCCCCGUUCCCCACACUUUGGAGGUUUGUGGGAAAGUGCAGUAAAACAAGCAAAAUAUUUUCUUCGUAGAGCUGUGGGCACCUAUCUCUUUUCGUAUGAUGAACUACAAACCGUAUGUUGCCAAGCUGAAGCAAUAGUUAAUAGUAGACCACUUACACCAAUGUCCAGUGAUCCCGAUGACCUUCGCGCAAUAACUCCCUCACAUUUCCUCAUCGGUCGAACAGCUCAAACAGUACCAGAACCUUCUGUCGAACAUUUUGUGUCAGGAACACUUAAACGAUAUCAACAAAUUCAAUGGGCUCAGCAACAUUUUUGGCAAAGAUGGCAAAGGGAGUAUCUGAAUGAGUUGCAAGGAAAACGUAAAUGGACUACCCAGUUUGUAAACUUACAGCCGAAUGAUAUGGUACUAGUUAAAGAAGAUAAUUCGCCACCAAUGAAAUGGCAUCUAGGUCGCAUAGUGGAGACAAUAAAGGGCCCAGAUGACAAGGUUAGAGUUGUUGUUGUCAAAACUAGUGAUGGUCAACACAAAAGAGCUAUUACAAAAAUAUGUAAAUUACCAAUAAAUUGA
Lucilia sericata (common green bottle fly) is the source of this 5202-nucleotide messenger RNA. RefSeq lists its product as uncharacterized. Bases 1 to 5202 code for a protein of 1733 amino acids. The transcript has a single exon. Gene Ontology annotation, molecular function: nucleic acid binding. The record is from RefSeq and is a predicted model, not a curated record. NCBI's taxonomy places the organism in Eukaryota, Metazoa, Arthropoda, Insecta, Diptera, Calliphoridae. Gene Ontology annotation, biological process: DNA integration.